Coffea eugenioides is the source of this 1386-nucleotide messenger RNA. Its product is annotated as vesicle-associated protein 1-2. Gene Ontology annotation, biological process: endoplasmic reticulum membrane organization. The coding region runs from base 227 to 997 and encodes 256 amino acids. The record is from RefSeq and is a predicted model, not a curated record. The transcript has 8 exons. Gene Ontology annotation, cellular component: endoplasmic reticulum membrane; plasma membrane. Lineage: Eukaryota; Viridiplantae; Streptophyta; Magnoliopsida; Gentianales; Rubiaceae.
CUCUCUACGCUUCAUUUAAGAACUUAAAAAUUAUUCAUAACUCUCCAGAUCGAUUCCAACCCAUUACCCCUCUCUCUCUCCCUCUCUCUCUCUCUCUCUCGGAAAACCAGUGUUCAGUCUCCACCGAUUGCCGGGAAACAACUUUCAGUCCCUUUUAGCCGUAACCUCGGCCGGAAAAGUAACAGUUACUCUCUUUUUAAGUAACUAAUAGAGGAUCGUAUUAACAAUGAGUAACGAGGAAUUGCUUCAAAUCGAACCUCAAGAGCUCGAGUUUCCAUUCGAAUUGAGGAAGCAGAUCUCAUGCUCUAUGCAAUUAACCAACAAAAGCGAUAACUAUGUUGCGUUCAAGGUGAAAACGACCAAUCCGAAGAAGUACUGUGUACGGCCUAACACCGGAGUUGUCAUGCCUCACUCUACUUGCGAUGUUAUAGUAACAAUGCAAGCGCAAAAGGAGGCUCCGGCGGAUAUGCAAUGCAAGGACAAGUUCUUAGUCCAAAGUGUACUUGCAAGUCCAGGAGCUACGGCCAAGGAUAUUACAUCCGAUUUGUUUAAUAAGGAGGAAGGACAUAAUGUUGAGGAGAUCAAGUUGAGAGUUGCAUAUGUUGCACCUCCACAACCACCAUCACCUGUGCGAGAGGGAUCUGAGGAAGGUUCAUCUCCGAGGGCUUCAGUUUCGGACAAUGGUACCAUCAGUGCAUCUGAGUUUAGUACGGGUACAAGAACUCUUGCUGAACCACAGGUUUUAAGAUCACAUGCUGACGCACAGGGUUUAAAAUCAAAUGUUGAGUCGGUAGACAACUCCUCAGAGGUCAAGGCCCUCAUUUCUAAGCUGACUGAGGAGAAAAAUUAUGCUGUUCAGCAAAGGAAUAAGCUUCAGCAAGAACUGGAUCUAUUGAGGCGUGAAAGUAACAGAAGCCGUGGUGGCAUCCCCUUAAUGUAUGUCAUUAUUGUGGGUCUCCUUGGCCUUCUCCUGGGUUAUAUUUUGAAGAGGACGUAAUCAAUGGAGGUUUUGCAUAACCUGCAAUAUCAUGUGUUACGUAGCCUGUUUCAAAAAAAUUUAGAUCAUUGAAGACAGAAGUACAACUGAUCGGGAAGAGCUCUGUAUUGUGUGUAGCCAUCUGAUUGACUUUAGAAACAUGCUUAAGAAGGUGCUUGAUGGGUUUUUCUUAUUGCCUUUGGGGCUCUAGAGCAUUCAUUGUGUGACUAAUUGCUUUAACAUGUUAUGUUGGUAACUCAAUGAGAGGGACAUAAUUUUUGUCAUGCAUUUUGUUGGCUUUUGCCCCGGUAGCAGUUAGACCUGCACGCGCCUAUAUUGAGUGGUCAUACUUAAUUUUCCUCUUUGUGGCCCUGAUAUAAACAAUUAUUGAUUCAUUUUCUCAUUGUCUA